UUGGAGGUGGUGGGCACCGCCACACCAAUGGGGGAGGAGGUCCGGAUGCAUGGAGCAGCCAUUCCUGGGGCCAACAGGCAUUCGGAGGGGGUUCGCGGCAUGAGCAGCGGCGGUUUCGGUGGAGACAGAAACUUCAGUCCCUCUAGAUCUCCACCCACCAGCUCCAAACACAACCCCGGCGGGUCCUCCUCCGCCCUCUACCAGCAGGGCCUGUCGUGCAACGGGAUUGGCCGGCUGCUCUCGGCGGUGCUGGAUCCUUUGGAUGGCGAUGAGGGCGUGGCGGCACCACGCACUCCCAAGUACGAGGCCUCCCAGGGACGGGGCCCGCGCCCGUCCACCGCCACCUCGGGCGAGCGGGGAGGCGACGGCCAGCGAUCGGUCGUCACCUUCAGCUACAUCGAGAAGGCGAGCGUGAGGACGGUGGAGAGCCCUCAGAGCGCCCCUCGCCGAACCGCGCCGGCCCGCUCGGCCGACUCCCCGGGCCUCCGCCGGUCCGUCGAGGGCUCGCCGCUGGCCGCCGCCGCCGCCGCCCACCCCUGCAAGAGGACGGGCGCCCCCGUCUACUUCUACAGCCCGGAUUCCUCGUGCCACUCCAGUCCCGCGCUGUCGCUCCGGGCCUCGGGGGGGUCCCGCUCCGUCGCCAGGGUCGCCGCCCGCCAGGCGUCGGAGGAGCUGAGGUCGCCGGUGGUGAAGCGGCGUGCGGCCGACGGCCCCGCGGAACGGCUCCGCCAGCAGUCCCGCUGCCAGUCCUGGGCGGGGACCACGGACCCGACGCGAGCCGCCGGCACCCUCCCCGGCGCCCGGCCGGGCGGAGGUCCGGACUGGCUCAACCCUCCGUGCGACCUUCCCAGAAACCCAACCGGAAAGCGCCCCUCCUCGGGCGCCGCCUCGGCCACCCUGCCCGCGCUCGGGGCCGACAGGCCCCGGGACGUUCCUGCGCAGAGGCCGGGGGGCAAGGCGGGGCCUGGGAGCGACCCGCUUUUGGCCAGGAGGGUGAACCUGCCCCCGGGCGACACCUUCAGCAGCGCGGGCCGGGGGAUGAACCAGCUGAGCGGGUCGAGGGCGGCGUCCCCCGCCGACAGCCCCCAGACCGGCCGCAGGCUGAACAACGAAGCUGCCAGACCCUCCGCGGCCUUUAAGGAGGCCAGGAAGUGCCCCUCGUCCUCCAGCCAGGGGGACUUUCUCGAACCGGGAAGCCCGAGGUCGGGGUGCGGGACGCAGGAGCGGCGGCAGGACGGGGGGGCCGUGGAGAACCGCCUCACCGUGAUGAACAUCCCUGUGGACUGUGUCCCGGAAGCCAGCUCUUCCGCGGGGCCUGAGCAACACCGCGCCCUGCCCGUGCGCGACGCAGAUUCGGGAAGCAGAGAGAGGGUCCCCGCGGGGUCCCCCGCCCUCCCCGCCCGACUGCACAGGUCCGACGUGUGCCCCGCGGACGUAGCCUCUCCCCUGAAAGACCCCCGCCUGCUGAGGGCUACCCUCCGGGUCACCGACACCCCCACCCUCCACCGCCACCAGCCCCCGCAGUACACGGGAGAGAACUGGUCGUCCAGCCCAGUGCACAAGCUGGUGAUGAAGGAGAGCCCGGAACCUUCCGUCAGGCUCUACGUGGAGCAGCGGGGCGGGGUGCCCGACGUGGAGGCCCCCGUGAGCUGGACGUCCCGUCAGCAGUGGGGGGGUGCGCUGGGAUGGGGGGGCGACAGUCCGAAGGUGGGUCAGCAGGCCGAGGGGCGUGUGGGCGGUGCUUCCCCUGUUCUGUUGCGGAAAGAGGCGGAGCUCCGGACCAGGGAGGCUCUCUUGCUUGGCCCGGUCGUGCUGGACCACCCCCAGGCGGGCCAGCCGCGAGACGCACAGCAGUCUAGUUUGGCCCCGGGAAAUUGGAGUGUCCCAAUGAAAGCUGAGGGGGAGCAGCAGCUAAACUGCAGAGGGGAGAGAGGCUGCACCUCACCAGAGUCCACCCUGUCCAGUCACAGGAGCUUUGAGAUGGGACACACUACGUCAGGCAUACAGUCGGACAGCGGCAUCUCCUCCAUGGGUCCCUCCCUGCACUCCCAGAAAAUUGCUCGCGCCAAAUGGGAGUUCCUAUUUGGGACACCAUCUGGAGACAAUGCCGGCAGUAAAGAUAACCCCGAUGCUUCCACGACGCCCCCUAGCGGUACCUCCAGCGAGUCUCCGACUCCGACGCCCCCGACUUCCCUGCCCCUGGAGGGUCAGAGGUCGGCGAACCACGACGUGCAGCACGUGGAGGUGGAGCUGGUGACCCCUCCCCCAAUGGCGGAAGGGGCGUCGCCCAAGACCGGCAUCAUCCGCCGCACCAUCAAGUACUCGGAGACGGACCUGGACGCGGUGCCGCUGCGCUGCUACCGGGAGACGGACAUGGACGAGGUGCUGGCGGACCAGGACGAGGCCGACUCGGCCUUCGGGAGCAACCGCAGCGUGCCGGGAACCCCCGGCAGCAGCCCCCUGGGGGGGGCGCCGUAUGAACACAUGGACGGCGAGGAAGAGGAGGAGGAGGAGGAUGAGGAGGAGGAGGAAGAGGAGGAGGAGGAGGAGGAGGAGGCGCUGAGCUGGUGCAGCGUGAGGAGGCGUGGGGAAAGGAAGAGGCACCGCAACCCUCGGGACGAGAACGAGGCCUUCAGUGUGCUGCUGAAGAGGCCUUUAGACGGGUUCCUCCGCGGCUACCCCGCCCUCAAGUCCCCCAUCCUGGUGUCGGGCCCCCGGCUGGCCGCGGAGGACUCCUUCAGCCGCCAUUUUGAGAGCAUCAUGGAGUCGCACCGCGCCAAGGGCACGUCCUACUGCAGCCUGGACAGCGAGGACCUGCUGACCUCCAGCGGCCAGUCCAUCUUAACCUUCGACCUGCCCACCCUCACCCCCGAGGUGCAGUGCCAGACCUACCAGAGCGCCCGGGAGAUCGUGGGGCUCAGCUUCGCCCCGCUGGCCCGCAGGGAGACCCCCAGCGGCUCGGUGGACACCCUCGCCGCGCUGGACUCCGACGCCACCCGCGCCCCGUCUAGCGAGCGGCUGAGUACCUGCUCCGAGGACACGCCCUCCUGGGGCUGGUACAGCACCCUCUCUCCCAGAGAGAGGCCCCCCCGCGCAGCGGUGGACUCGGACCUGGAUCGGGACCUCAGCGAGCUGCUGGGCCUGGGAAGCACUGACACCCUGACCAAUGGCAGCAAGGCUGACCUGGAAGCCGCUAAACGAUUGGCCAAGCGCCUCUUCACCCGGGACGGGUUCAGGAAGUCCGAUGUGGCCAAACAGCUGAGCAGGAACAAUGACUUCAGCCGCAUGGUUGCCGAGGAGUACCUGCGCUUCUUCAGCUUCACGGGCAUGACCCUGGACCGGGCGCUGCGGGCCUUCCUGAGUGAGUUUGCCCUGAUGGGGGAGACACAGGAGCGAGAGCGUGUGCUGGCUCACUUCUCCCGAAGGUACAUCUACUGCAACCCCAGCUGCACCCUGUCUGAAGACAGUGUCCACACCCUGACCUGUGCCCUGAUGCUGCUCAACACUGAUCUUCAUGGGCGUAACACUGGCAAGAGGAUGUCCUGCCUGCAGUUCAUUGGGAACCUGGAAGGGCUGAAUGAUGGGCAGGAGUACCCUAAGGAUCUCCUCAAGGCACUGUACAACUCCAUUAAGAAUGAGAAGCUGCAGUGGACGAUCGAUGAGGAGGAGCUACGCAAGUCGUUCUCGGAGCUGGCCGACGGGCGCUCUGACUCCGCCUCCCGCAGCAUGAAGCGAGUGGACAGCGGGGGGAACGCCUUUACGGGCGUGUCCUCGCAGUCGGGCACCCUCGUCUACAAGGCGGGCUUCCUGGUCCGCAAAGUCCACGCUGAUUCUGACGGAAAGAGAACACCGAGGGGGAAGAGAGGAUGGAAGACCUUUUAUGCUGUGCUGAAGGGGCUGAUUCUCUACCUACAGAAGGGUGAGUUCAGGCCGGAGAAGCAGCUCUCCCACGAGGACCUGAAAAACGCCGUGUCCAUCCACCACUCCCUGGCCAUGCGGGCGGCCGACUACAGCAAGAGGCCCAACGUCUUCUACCUGCGCACCGCCGACUGGAGAGUGUACCUCUUCCAGGCCCCGAACGCGGAGCAGAUGCAGUCCUGGAUCACUCGCAUCAACACUGUGGCGGCCAUGUUCUCGGCCCCGCCCUUCCCCGCGGCCAUCGGCUCCCAGAAGAAGUUCAGUCGGCCGCUGCUGCCCGGGACCAGGUCCAAGCUCUCUGAGGAGGAGCAAGUGCAAUCCCAUGAGGCGCGUUUUCGCACCACCUCUUCAGAGCUGGCCGAGCUGCGCUCGUACCCCCCAGACCGCAAGGUCAAAGGUCGUGAGCUGGAAGAGUACCGUCAUCGAGACGAAUACCUGGAGUUUGAGAAGACACGCUACGGGACGUACGCCAUGCUGCUGAGGGCUAAGAUCCGCUGCGGGGAUGACGACCUGUCGGUGCUGGAGUCCCAGAUCCUGGAGGACAGCGGGCUGCAGCGGGCUCAGUCCAGCCCCACGCUGGACCGGGACAGCAGCGUGGCCAGCAACUCCAAGAGCAGCAGCAGCAACAAGCGCAACGAGGGCCAGAGACACAGCUACAGGCAGGCCGUCAAGAAGUGAGGGGGACCGGGGGGGGGUUAGGGGGGGGGGUGCUGUUUCCCCGCCCAAAUUUUUCUUUGAGGUCCGAGAGGUGGGAUGGCUGGGGGCCAGGACAUCCGCGUGGAUGUUCCCCCCCCAUUCCUCCGUCUCCCGAGUCUCCUUGGCCAAUAGGAGAGAGGCGGAGGUCAUGUGACUGGCAGGCGUCAGCGGCGCGGAUGUGGCCGUUGGCGGGAAGAGGGCCAGAGGUUUCAGGGAUGUAGCUUUUGCAAGGAGGCGCUCGUAGACGGGGGACCACUUCUGAUUGGACGUUCACUCACUCAGACAGCAGAAAAAAACACCCGGCUUCUCAUUUCUCAACACAAAGUCUUUCUUUCAUCCACCAGACAGCCCCUGACCUCUCUUUCUGCCACUCCCUUACUACACAUAACUCACAAUUAAGCAUAUAUGUAUGCUUAUAUGCUUUUAUAUAUAUAUAUAUAUAUAUAUAUAUAUAUAUAUAUAUAUAUAUAUAUAUAUAUAUAUAUAUAUAUAUAUAUAUAUAUAUAUAUAUAUAUGGUUCUAUAUAGAUAUAUAUACAUAUACAUAUAUAUAUAUAUAUAUAUACUUUUUGUUUCAAAUCUUUUAAAAAUGUAAUCCACUUCUGUGACUUAUUCCUUCUUCAAAUUUAACAAAACAGUCUCUGCCUUGGAGUAGGUAUGUGGACAUAAUAGAUUGUUUUAUUAUUUCUUCUAAAGGCCUCGAUGUUCAGGGCCCAUUUUUAAUUUUUUUUGCCAUGGGCUCCGUUUGAUGGGUGUCAGGGUGUACCUCUCGGCCUCCCCCCCGUCAGACCGAGGCUCUGUCUUGCCCGCAGUGGCUGGGGGAGGGGGGUCCUCUUGCUGAUUAGGGCAAUGAAGGGGACCCUUGGUGUUGGUUCAGCGGUCAGAACGGGCACGAUGACGGCCAGGAGGACCGCGGUGCGUUUCUGCCCGACGGAACGGAGGCCAGAUUGAGGGAAAAUCCGCCAGAAAGGGGAUUUUUUGCCGGAUCGGUGUUGAGAGACGGGAGAUGGUGGCUGGGCCGACUGACGCAGACUCCUGCAUGCGCAACCGUCAUUUCCCAGCUUCCCUCCUUCUCGUCCUUUUAUCCGUCUCUCUGAGGGAUAGAAGUGCUCUGUCACAUCCUGGGGGGGGAGGGGGGGGGGGGGCGAGGAGGUUUGUGCCAUGUGACGCAGUGGGCAGUGAUGAACAAACCUGCGUUAUUCUUCUCUCCUUUGCAGUGAGAGAGCUGUUUUUAACCUUUUAACUGUCUCAAUUUUGAUUUCUUUCUUAAAGCAUAAUUGCUUGAGCUGCUUUGUUCUACUGUGAGCUUUUCACGAGUAACACUGGAUAUGUGCUUUUAUUCUUGGCUGGAUAAUGUUGUCUAAACAGAUUGGCUUGCUUGCGUUGAUGUCAGAUGCUUUUUAUUUAGUUAUUUUUUUAAGCUUUUUACCCCCUUGAUUUUCUAAAAAAAAAAAAAAAAAAAGAGAACAACGAGGAAUUCUGUGCUUGA
Messenger RNA from Anguilla anguilla (European eel), 6102 nucleotides. RefSeq names its product PH and SEC7 domain-containing protein 1-like. Gene Ontology annotation, biological process: regulation of ARF protein signal transduction. The record is from RefSeq and is a predicted model, not a curated record. Gene Ontology annotation, molecular function: phospholipid binding; guanyl-nucleotide exchange factor activity; protein binding. The transcript has 16 exons. NCBI's taxonomy places the organism in Eukaryota, Metazoa, Chordata, Actinopteri, Anguilliformes, Anguillidae. Bases 28 to 4596 code for a protein of 1522 amino acids.